Messenger RNA from Penicillium malachiteum, 1422 nucleotides. RefSeq lists its product as uncharacterized. The transcript is spliced from 4 exons. Gene Ontology annotation, biological process: transmembrane transport. Bases 1 to 1422 code for a protein of 473 amino acids. Gene Ontology annotation, cellular component: plasma membrane. Lineage: Eukaryota; Fungi; Ascomycota; Eurotiomycetes; Eurotiales; Aspergillaceae. The record is from RefSeq and is a predicted model, not a curated record. Gene Ontology annotation, molecular function: transmembrane transporter activity.
AUGGGUAUUGUUCCAGAAGACGAGAAUAUCGACCCGGCGUUGGGUUCGCCUGACCAAAGUGAUGAGAACUAUCCCGUCAACAUGUCCAAUGUCGACGAGGCUGCGCUUCUCCGCAAGAUUGAUAUGCGCGUAAUGCCAAUGUUAUUUGCUAUUUACUUUGUCGCAUUUUUGGAUCGAGUGAACAUAUCCAACGCGCUCACGAUGAGUAUGCCCACCGAACUAGAUUUGUACGGCGAUCGGGAAAACGUCGCCCUUCUAAUCUUCUACAUUCCGUACAUUAUUUUCGAAAUCCCCUCCAAUAUCAUAAUGAAGAAAGUCAAGCCUCAUUUCUGGCUCUCAGGUUGUAUCAUUUCCUUCGGUAUUGUGAUGCUCGGCCAGGCCUUUGUUAAAAGUUACGGUGGUUUGAUUGCGACGCGUUUCUUUCUCGGGUUUGCGGAAUGUGGUAUCUUUCCCGGCAGUUUCUAUCUCAUUAGCUUUUGGUACAAGCGUGCCGAAGCUCAGAAGCGUUUCACCAUGUAUUGGUCCUCGGUCAUCUUUGCUGGUGCUUUUGGGGGUCUACUUGCCUCAGCUAUUGCCAAAAUGGAUGGCUUGCGCGGUCUCGAGAAUUGGCGAUGGAUUUUCUUGCUCGAGGGCAUUGCAUCUAUCCUGGUCGGCAUUAUCGCCUUGUUCUUCUGUGCGGAUUUCCCCCAGCAAGCGUCCUGGUUGACCGAAAACGAAAAAGCCGCAGUUAUCGCAAGAACUCGCAACCAAGAGGAUGACGAUGUUGCGAUUACAAAGUCCGAUGUGUUUGAGUUCGCUCAAGACAUUAAAUUGUACCUGGCUGCGAUCAUGUACUUCUGUAUUGUGGUUCCCAUCUACGCUUUUUCCUACUUUGCCCCGACCAUCAUCAAAGCUUUGGGAUAUGGAACCAUCGAGACUCAAUUGCACAGCGUGCCACCCUUUGCUGCUGCGCUCGGGCUCUGCAUAGUGACGGCCUACUUCUCGGACCGAUUGGGCCUCCGCAUGCCAUUUAUUCUCCUUGGUGACCUGCUGAUCAUUAUUGGUCUAGCUAUCAUGCUGACGAUGCAUGGUAAAGAUAACUUUUCCCCCGAGUAUCUUGGCAUCUGCUUUAUCACCAUGGGCGCAUUCAGCUCCGGUGCCGUGGUCAUUUGCUGGGUUUUGAUGAACAUGCACGGCCAUAAGCAGCGGAGCUUUGGGUCCGGCUUCGUGAUUGGAGUUGGGAAUGCAGGUGGUAUUGUCGCUGUGUUCUGCUUUACUAAAGACGACGCGCCCUUGUAUAAGCGCGGAUACUGGAUUCUGAUGGCUGUGACACUCGCCGGUACUGUGACAACAGUGGUAUACGGACUGGUGGCUGCGCGUGAGCGCCGUCGUCAGAUUCAAACUGAGGGCAAGACAGACAAAGAAAAGGUUCUCUCUUUGUAA